This is a messenger RNA of Amphimedon queenslandica, 4448 nucleotides long. Its product is annotated as bifunctional glutamate/proline--tRNA ligase. Gene Ontology annotation, molecular function: glutamate-tRNA ligase activity; ATP binding; proline-tRNA ligase activity. The record is from RefSeq and is a predicted model, not a curated record. Bases 49 to 4239 code for a protein of 1396 amino acids. The transcript has 33 exons. Gene Ontology annotation, biological process: translation; prolyl-tRNA aminoacylation; glutamyl-tRNA aminoacylation. NCBI's taxonomy places the organism in Eukaryota, Metazoa, Porifera, Demospongiae, Haplosclerida, Niphatidae. Gene Ontology annotation, cellular component: cytoplasm; aminoacyl-tRNA synthetase multienzyme complex.
CGUGUUGCCUGAUCAAAGUGAUCAUCAAUUCUCAUCUGUUCUGACGCAAUGGCGACUUCUUCAAGGGCAACUCUGAAUGUCAAUUCUUCUCCUCUUAGCUUGAUUCCACUGGUGACUGCUGAACUCGUUAAAGACACUGUUAACAUUGAUAUUUCUAUUGGACAAAAUAUUUCAUUCACACAGGAAGAUGGUUCUACAGUGUCAGGGGCCCUCGCUUCAGCGAGACACUUGUGUCGUUUGGCAGGGAAAGGGUGUCAGCUGUACGGUGGGAAUAACUUGCAAAAAGCUGAAGUUGAUCACUGGCUGGAGUAUAGCGUCAGAUCAAUGUCAGCAUCGUGUGAUUCCAAAUCAGUUAUGAGUCAUCUUGAUACGGUUUUAGCUCCUAGAGUAUUUCUGGUUGGAUAUUCUCUCUCCCUUGCUGACAUUGCCAUAUUUGCUGCUCUUAGAGGUAUUCUUGGUGGUGAUUCUCCUAAUGGUCAGAAUCUAAACAGAUGGUAUCAGUUCUUAACUGAGAAUGAUGCAAUAAAGAAUGUCCUUGCAACAUAUUCAAUCCAAACAAUUGAGACGACUGAUGGUCCCGGGGUGGUUAAAGGUAUUCAGUCUGAUGUUGGUAAGUUUGUUGAACUGCCAGGAGCUGCAAAAGGAAAGGUUGUCACUCGCUUCCCACCAGAAGCAUCAGGGUAUCUUCAUAUUGGUCAUGCUAAGGCAGCAUUGCUCAAUCAGUAUUACCAGCUGCUCUUUGAGGGUAAGUUCAUCAUGAGGUUUGAUGACACUAAUCCAGAAAAGGAGAAAGUUGACUUUGAGAAGGUCAUUCUUGAUGACGUGGCUAUGCUUAACAUCAAACCGGACAUAUUCAGUUACACUUCUGACUACUUUGACAAAUACCUGGAAUAUGCUGACACGUUGAUAAGAGACGGCAAAGCUUAUGUUGACAACACUCCGGGUGAAGUCAUGAAGCAGGAAAGGGAGAGCAGGACACCUUCAAAGUGUAGGGACAGAUCUGUUCAAGAUAAUCUCAAUAUGUGGGAGGAGAUGAAGGCUGGGUCUGAAGCUGGUCUCCAGUGUUGCUUACGUGCUAAGAUUGACUAUGCCUCUGAUAAUGGCUGCAUGAGAGACCCAGUACUGUACAGGUGUAAGCUGGAACCACACCCACGAACCAAAACUAAAUACAAAGUGUAUCCUACAUAUGAUUUUGCUUGUCCAUUGGUUGACAGUAUUGAAGGUGUUACUCAUGCCCUGAGGACUACUGAGUAUCAUGACAGGGACCCACAGUAUUUCUGGAUACUUGAUGCUUUAGGUUUAAGGAAGCCAUACAUAUACGAGUACAGUCGUCUUAAUCUCCAGAACACUGUACUCUCCAAGCGUAAGCUGACUUGGUUUGUUAAUGAAGGGAUCGUUAGUGGAUGGGAUGAUCCAAGGUUCCCAACAGUGCGUGGUGUAUUGAGGAGAGGAAUGACUGUAGAGGGUCUGAAAUUAUUCAUAGCAGCUCAGGGGUCAUCCCGUGCUGUCACUAUGAUGGACUGGAAUAAGAUAUGGGCUUUUAAUAGAAAAGUUAUUGAUCCCAUCUCUCCUCGAUAUACUGCACUUACUGACACUGUUCCGUUACUGAUACCUGAAGUUAAAGAUGAAACUAGUAAAAUGGUUCCUAAGCAUCCCAAGGAUCCCAGUGUUGGUGAGAAGGAGGUCUGGUAUUCAGGUGAAGUAUUGAUAGAAAGAGUUGAUGCUGAGACAAUUAAAGUUGGCGAUGUUGUUACCUUGAUUAACUGGGGAAAUGUUGUCAUUACUAAGAUAAAUAAUGACUCUUCAACUGGUGCUCUUCAGUCAGUGGAAGCUAAAUUAAACCUUGAGAAUCAGAAUUAUAAAAACACUGCUAAACUGACUUGGCUUGCAAAGACAAAGAGUGCUUCAUUUGUUCCAACUGUCUGCGUUCAUUUUGAUCACAUCAUCACUAAACCAGUACUCAAACCUGAAGACAAUUUCAAGGACUAUGUCAAUUACAAUUCAAAAGUUGAAAUGGAUGCUAUUGGUGAUCCUUGUUUAAAGGACCUGAAGAAAGGUGACAUUAUUCAAAUCCAAAGGAAAGGUUUCUAUAUAUGUGACGAGCCUCAUCGACCAACCUCAGUCCAUUCCUUCCAGUCUUCACCCUGCAUACUGUUCCUGAUACCUGAUGGACACAGUAAAACUAUGAAUGUGCCUCUAGUGGGUGGGGCUUCUGAUAAACCACACCCACCACAGAAGAAUAAAGCUGAUGGUCCUACUGAACCUGAGCAACCAGCCAAGAAGAAGCCAAUUGAUCCAAGCCCUCCCACCAGUACACCUGCUGCUACUGCUAGUACAACUACUGGUGGUGCUACUGGAGGAGGAGCUACUGCUGAGGAAUUAUUGGAAAAGAUAAAGGAACAAGGAGAAACAGUGAGAGGUUUGAAAUCAAGCAAAGCAGACAAAGCAGAGAUAGACAGUGCAGUUGGUGUAUUAUUAAAGUUGAAGUCAGAUUAUAAAGAACUGACUGGUGAAGCUCCUCCUGGGGCAGCUCCAUCUAGUGGAGGCAAGAAGAAAGACAAGAAACAAGAGAAAACAACUGGCACUGCUGCUACUGGAGGAGGAGGAGGAGGAAAGAAAGAAGGAAAGAAAGACAAAGGCAGUAAAGGCAGUGGUGACAGCAGUAAACCAGCUAAAGAUGAACAAACUGCUUCUGAUGCACAAGGACCUAAGAAGGAAACACUAUUGGGUGUGAAUGCUAAAAAGGAGGAGUCCCUGAGUGAUUGGUACAGUCAGGUUAUCACUAAAGCUGAGAUGAUUGAGUAUUAUGAUGUCAGUGGUUGUUACAUAUUGAGACCUGUUGCUUACAGCAUAUGGGAGAAAGUGAAAGACUUCUUUGAUGCUGAGAUAAAGAAGCUUGGUGUUGAAAACUGUUAUUUCCCAAUGUUUGUCUCUGGAUCAGCUCUACAAAAAGAAAAGGAUCACAUUGCUGAUUUUGCCCCCGAGGUUGCCUGGGUAACCAAAUCCGGCCAAUCAGAAUUAGCUGAGCCGAUAGCUAUCAGACCUACAUCAGAGACAGUGAUGUAUCCAUCAUAUGCCAAGUGGGUUCAAUCACACAGGGACCUCCCACUCAAACUCAACCAAUGGUGCAAUGUUGUACGUUGGGAGUUCAAGCAUCCUCAGCCAUUCCUACGUACAAGAGAGUUCCUCUGGCAAGAGGGACACACAGCACACGCUACUAAAGCUGAAGCUGAGAAAGAGGUACUGGAUAUUCUAACGUUAUAUCAAAGAGUGUAUGAAGAGCUAUUGGCUGUUCCUGUUAUUCCUGGCUGGAAGACAGAGAAGGAAAAGUUUGCAGGUGGAGAUUAUACUACCACUGUUGAAGGAUUUGUAGCAGCCAGUGGUAGAGGAAUACAGGCUGCUACUUCUCAUCAUUUGGGUCAGAACUUUUCUAAAAUGUUUGAUAUUAAGUUUGAAAAUCCUAACCAAGAAGAAGGAGAUGAUCAUUGUUUUGCAUAUCAGAAUUCCUGGGGUAUUACUACACGCAGUAUUGGUAUAAUGGUAAUGGUUCAUGGUGACAAUAGAGGACUGAUACUGCCACCCAAUGUGGCCAAUAUACAGGUGAUUGUUGUUCCUUGUGGUAUAACAGCAACAGUUGAUGAUACCAAAAGAAAUGAAUUAACUAAAUAUUGUGAAUCAUUGAUCAGCUCAUUGACUGAGGCUGGGAUUAGAGCUAAAGGAGACUUUAGAUACAAUUAUUCUCCUGGUUGGAAGUUCAAUAACUGGGAAUUGAAGGGUGUUCCAAUGCGUAUAGAAGUUGGCCCACGUGAAGUUACUAAUAAGAAUAUUGUUAUUGUUCCUCGUGAUACUACUGGAGUAAAGGAACCAUGCAGUAUAUCUGCUGCCACAGAAACUGUACAGAAGAAAUUGAAAGAGAUUCAAGAGAGACUUUAUGCAAAGGCUAAGGCUGAAAUGGAUGAGCACAUUGCUGUACUUGAUAACUGGGAUGAGUUCUGUAGCAGUUUAGACAAGAAAAUGAUAAUAAUGUCCCCUUAUUGUGGUGAGGUAUCAUGUGAGGAUCAAAUUAAAAAAAUGAGUACCAGGGAAGAGGCUAUAGAGCCAGGGGCACCUGCUAUGGGAGCUAAAGCUCUUUGUAUUCCUUUCAAGCAACCAAAGGAGCUAUCCAGUGAUGCUGGCUGUGUGCGUAGAGGAUGUGAUAAUAAAGCAAAAUACUAUACACUUUUUGGACGUAGCUACUAAAAUUUUAAUACUUUUGAUGAAUUUUGUGGUGUACAAUAUUAAACUAAAUGUGUUGUAUGCAUUGUUUCUUUUUUUCAAAAGUAAAUACCACAAGAACUGAGUUUAAUAGAUUUAAUUCACACUAUAUAUUAUAUUUCUUUUCUCCACAAUUAUCUUUCCUUUGAAUGGAUUCCUGAUUGAUUCAGAUAUUAAUGAUCCCAUUUUAAUAA